Molecule: messenger RNA, 2166 nt
Organism: Puccinia graminis f. sp. tritici CRL 75-36-700-3
Lineage: Eukaryota; Fungi; Basidiomycota; Pucciniomycetes; Pucciniales; Pucciniaceae
Exons: 8
Coding region: 44-2035 (663 amino acids)
Biological process (GO): vesicle-mediated transport; intracellular protein transport
Cellular component (GO): fungal-type vacuole; CORVET complex
Source: RefSeq, a predicted model, not a curated record
UGACCGCACCCGCCAUACCACAGCACCACUCGUUCCGUUGACCAUGGCCAUGACCACCGGCUCAUCAACACCGACCCAGAACCCGAGCUCAUCGAGCUUCAAUCGACAUCUGACCAGCUUGGACUUCUCCAUAUUCAAGACAUACCUCGUCCGCUCCCUAACCGACCAGCUCGAUAACAUCCUCGGCCCAAAGACUAUCAUCAUCGACCCUGUCCUGGCUGGCCCGCUUGGCUUGGUCACUCAGGUCGGAAAUCUCAAGGAGCAUGGGGUCGACAAGCUUUUUUGGCUCGAAAAAGGUCCACUCGGGAAUGCCGGAACUGCCCAGAAUAUCGUCUGGGUUUGCCAGCCGAUGGUCAGCGCAAUGAAGUUGAUUGCACAGCAGAUCUUAUCCCUCCCCGCCCGCUCGUCAAAUUCGUACACGAUCCUGAUGACCCCCAGGGCUACCCAAAUAUCUAAGAAUGCGUUAUCCGAAGCUGGUGUACUAGGAAGUGUCGAAGUCAAAGAAUUCGAUCUGAAUUUUGUGCCAUUAGAGAAGGACGUCUUCAGUUUAGAAGAAGAAUUCGGCGGUUAUAGUCAAAUCUUCGCGGAUGGUGAUUUGAAUCCGAUUUACAAUAUGGCCCGAGCCAUUAUGACCAUCCAGCGUGCGUUUGGCUUGAUCCCUAGGUUGAUUGGUAAAGGAACUGCGUCACGAAAACUAGCAAAUUUGCUGCAUCGUCUCAAGUCUGAAUACGUAUCAUCACCAGGUCAUGGUACAACCAUGCCAAAGCUGACCCCUGGCUCAAUCGAUUCUAUCAUCAUCCUCGACCGGCAACUUGAUAUGGUGACCCCCAUGUGUACCCAACUGACCUACGAAGGCCUUCUCGACGAGAUUUUCGGAAUUAAACACGCACACAUCGAGGUUGCCCCCGACCUAUUGGCUCCCUCUACACCCGUUGCUGGCAACACCGCCCACUCGAUCCCUUCUUCGUCUACCUCCCAAACCUUUCCACAGGUUGCUAAGCGAAAGAAACAUGUACUCAGUUCAUCAUCAGAUCCGAUCUUUUCUGAACUUCGGGAUCAAAACUUCUCUAUCGUCGGCAACUCCUUGAAUCGGAUCGCUAAAAGGAUCAAUAUGGAUUACGAGAGACGGAACGAGGCUCGGACAGUCCAGCAGAUUAGGGAAUUCGUCGGCAGAUUGCCUGAACUUCAAAAUGAACACCAAGCUUUGAGAUUACACACCGGACUAAGUGAACAAAUCAUGACAACUACAACUAGCGAUGAGUUCAACCAAACUCUGGAGAUCCAGCAGAAUCUGGUAGCUGGUCUAGAUUUAUCAGGCCAAGAGAAGGCGAUCAGUCAAUUAAUAGAUCAAGAAGUGCCAUUACGAACGAUCUUGCGUUUACUCUGUUUAUAUUCUUCGGUAUCCGGAGGGAUCAAGCCCAAAUCAUUUGAGAGCUUAAAACGAGAUCUUUUGCAGACAUACGGCUAUCAACACGUGAACCUACUGAUCAAGCUAUCCACACUAUCCUUACUAAGCUCGACGACAACAGGAGGGCCGAGCUCGGUACCCGGCUCGAUCAUGUCGGGUAUGACCCUGAUCGGUGGUCGGUCGGGGUUCUCUGGGGCUAGGAAACCGUUGAAAUUGAUAGUCGAUGAGCUUGAUGGACCCGAGCCUAAUGACAUCAGUUAUAGUUAUUCUGGUUAUGCUCCUCUGAGCGUCCGGAUCAUCGAGUCGAUCUGCUUCAAUAAAUCCUUGGGCUGGAAGAGCUCAGUCGAAGAACUCUUGAAAAGCUUCCCCGGUGAGGCUUUUGAUGAGCGGCAAAUUGACGCCGAUAGCUCAGAUGGUCGACCUUCUUCGAUAGAUCCCAUCCCAACAACCAUCAUAUGUUAUUUAGGAGGAAUCACUUAUGCUGAAAUCUCUUCAUUAAGAUUCACAUUUAGUAACCAUAACCAAAACAACUCAACCAACAAACGAAAGUUGAUCAUCUUGACCACCGGGAUCAUCAAUGGUAACCAAGUCUUGAGUUCCUUAAUGCCUGUCGAAACUCGCAAUUAAUCAUUACCCUCACCCCAUCCCCCCCCCUUUUUUUGAGUGUUUUUCAUCCUUUGCAGACGUUUGUAUGAUGUUCUAGGCUGUUUGAAUUUAAAUCCCAAAUGUAUUUUUUUCAUUUCUGGGAGCAAAAUAAC